AUGUUUUAUGGCACAACGGGUGUUGGGCUCAAGUGCCUAGACCCACUUUUCUUCCUCAUGAACCCUCUACCAAGUUACACUAUUCGGUUGCUUGAUGUCGUAUCUGGGCUGUCCACAUAUCAAGAUAGUGAAAAAUCAAGACUUGCCAUUGCCAAUUAUGUGCAGGGUGAGAUUGGUAAGGCGUUGAGUUUUGAAUGUCAGUCUUCUUCAACUCCACAAAACAGUCAAGAAAAUGAUGACGAAGAAGAAGAAGUGCUUGUUCAAGACCUUAGGGUUCCUCACCAUUGGUUGCUCCCUUCCAGGGCCCUGGAAGAAUCGAAGUGGCUCGAGGUUACCCUGCACAAAUGGUUGGAUGAUGAGUACUGCCCUGAGCAAACCAAUGUUGAAAUCAGCAAGGUUGCUGCUCAAUCAUAUUAUGAGUCUUUGCUAGAGAAACAAACAGACCUGGGUGUCAUCUUGUUGAACAUGGCUAGAAAUCUGGAGUCUAUUUCCUAUAAAGAAAGCUUUCAUGGGGCAUUUUCAUCAGCAAAUGCAGCUGUGAACUUGAUUGUCCAACGGAUAGAGCUUCAAGCACAAGGCCAGUUAAAGGCAGAAAAAUGCAGGUUCAGAAGCAACUCGUUUAAGCCACCAACUCCUACCUAUUUGGCAUUACUAAACAAAGGUGAGGUGGGUUCCUUUACAGCAUAUGAUUCGCCUAGGAAUCCUUUCUCUCCCCGUCUUCUAGGAGUUUUGAGAUUCCCCAUUGCAUUUGAUUAUCAAAAAGUUCUGAUUGAGCUUUGUAAAGAUAAGUAUCAAACCUUACCUGCUGGAAGCUUUUGCAAUAUGACGCUGGGACUGCACAGUAGGAGGCUACUUCCGAUUGCAAUGAGUGUGCCUCCUGGAAAACAUGUUCUUCGGAAGAUGUUUGGCUUUGCAGUUGGUUCCUUGCAGUAUGGUAGAUAA
Molecule: messenger RNA, 942 nt
Organism: Dovyalis caffra
Lineage: Eukaryota; Viridiplantae; Streptophyta; Magnoliopsida; Malpighiales; Salicaceae
Source: the annotation of a GenBank genome assembly